AUGAUGAACGCUUCCCCAGACAUUUUCAAAGUCGCAGUGCCUUGCGAACUACCAGGCAGUGUCGCCGGAGUUGACGAGACCUCUUUCAGCAUCGAUCUAGGCCAUUUCGGCGAGCAAGACAGUAGCUACCGCACACAAAACCUCGGGAAUCAGUUUCAGCGCGAAAUUGUUACUCACCGUGAGAAAGUAGUUUUGGUUCGGUGUAUCUCCCGUGAAGUCAUUCACGGGCUUGUGGACCCCGAUUCCAACAAACCAGCAAGCCUACUUGUAUACGACUUCUACUUCGAUGUCAAAGGACAAACGCGUCGCAUCCUAUCGGCUGAUAUCAAUUUUGUCUUCAGUAGCAUUGACGAGGAAGGGGAAGCGCCACGGGUACAUAAAAUUGCUCCAGUUGGAAAACAUCUUUGUAUGUUCACAAGUCAAGCCGAGUCAAUCACGGCGGGUGGGGAGGUCAAUGCGAGCGCAGGGUACCUGGGAGCGAAUGUGGGGAUAAGUGGCAAGAGGGAGAGAACAAUCUCCAAGACUGCAAGCGAUGCAGCAUCUGUCACAGGUUUCGUGAAGAGUGACAGAUUUGGCACAAAUAUUGGAGCAAGAUGGUAUAUCGAGGAGAACGGCACAGAGAAAAAAGGGAUACCACACUCUCUUCGGAUUGCCCUUCUUCUUCACCGAGAAGAUCAAGCCAAUUUCCAAUGUGUGGCAACCAUCAGUGCAAAAGCUGACUGGAAAACCGAGCUAAGACGAUUUAUUGGAUCUUCGGAGGAUAAAGACGACCCGAUUUUGUUUGAUACAGGUAUCCCCCCAACAAGCACCCUACACGACAUCCAAAAUUUAGGGGCGAUCAACUUGGAAAAAAUAUUUGACAUCACCUCGUAUACUAAAUUUGAAGGCUCUGUGAAAUAG
Botrytis deweyae is the source of this 900-nucleotide messenger RNA. RefSeq lists its product as uncharacterized. Bases 1 to 900 code for a protein of 299 amino acids. The record is from RefSeq and is a predicted model, not a curated record. The transcript has a single exon. Lineage: Eukaryota; Fungi; Ascomycota; Leotiomycetes; Helotiales; Sclerotiniaceae.